Messenger RNA from Myotis brandtii (Brandt's bat), 1682 nucleotides. It is a transcript of the gene GFRA3, whose product is annotated as GDNF family receptor alpha 3. The record is from RefSeq and is a predicted model, not a curated record. The transcript is spliced from 8 exons. The coding region runs from base 11 to 1096 and encodes 361 amino acids. Gene Ontology annotation, cellular component: external side of plasma membrane; signaling receptor complex. Gene Ontology annotation, molecular function: signaling receptor activity. Gene Ontology annotation, biological process: nervous system development. Lineage: Eukaryota; Metazoa; Chordata; Mammalia; Chiroptera; Vespertilionidae.
CACCGUGGCCAUGGCGCGCCCCGCGAACCUGCUGUCGGCGCUGUCAGUCCUGCUACUGCUGCUGCCGCUGCUCGGAGCCGGGGACCCCCUCCCCACAGAGGGCCGGCUCACGAACAACUGUAUCCAGGCCAGGAGGAAAUGCCAGGCCAAUCCGACUUGCAAUGCUGCUUACCACCACCUGAGUUCCUGCACGUCUAGUGAAAGCACCCUGUCACCAGCAGAGGAGCCUUCCGUUUCAUUGGACUGCUUGGAGGCAGCACAGCACCUCAGGAACAGCUCUCUGAUGAGUUGCACAUGUCACCGGCGCAUGAAGAACCAAACUGCCUGCCUGGACAUCUACUGGACUGUUCACCCUGCCCGUAGCCUUGGUGACUAUGAGCCGGAUGUCUCCCCCUAUGAAGACACAGUGACCAGAAAACCCUGGAAAAUGAAUAUCAGCAAACUGAGCAUGCUCAAGCCAGACUCGGACCUCUGCCUUAAGUUCGCCAUGCUGUGCACUCUUAAUGACAAGUGUGACCGGCUGCGCAAGGCCUAUGGGGAGGCCUGCUCCUCGGGGCCCCACUGCCGGCGCUCCACCUGCCUCCAGCAGCUCCGUGCUUUCUUCGAGAAGGCAUCAGAGCCCCACGCGCAGGGCCUGCUGCUGUGCCCCUGUGCGCUUUUUUUCGGACCGGCUGUGCAGGUAUCACGCCUGGCCGAUUUUCAGACCCAUUGUCAUCCCAUGGACAUCCUAGGGACCUGUGCUACAGAACAGUCCAGAUGUCUGCAAGCAUACAUGGGGCUGAUUGGAACUGCCAUGACCCCCAACUUCAUCAGCAACGUCAAUACCAGUGUUGCCUUAAGCUGUACCUGCCGAGGCAGUGGCAAUAUGCAGGAGGAGUGUGAGCGGUUGGAAGAGCUGUUUUCCCACAACCCCUGCCUCAUGGAGGCUAUUGCAGUUAAGAUGCGUUUGCACAGCCAGCUCUUCUCCCAGGACUGGGCAGACUCUACCUUACCUGUGAUGGAACGCCAGAACAAAAACCUUGCUUUGAGGCCACAGCCAUGGAUGCCCUCUCUUUUGUCCUGCACACUUACCUUGAUUCUGCUCCCAAGUUUCUGAUAGCUGGACAUCCCUGGGGGCCCUCUUCCCCUCCACUACACCCAGCCUGACCUGCCGCCUGCAAGAAAUGAGGAAAGGACAGCAUCCAGAAGGAGGUGCAGUACACAACAUGACCACCCUGACAUCCCCACCACUGCACAUCCCCACAGUAGAAGCUGACUGGCUAAGUUCUCAUUCCCUCCACUGCUGCCUCAGGCCACCCCUCCUUAGGAAUUGGUCACCAUGGUUUAGCCAUAUCUUGUGGUGGUGGCUGGCUCUACUAAGCUCCCUCCUGAUCCCUUCCUACCAGGAUCAUCAGGGUUGAACAAAUCAGUCAGUUGCUAUUGCAUUCUCCAGGUAGUCAGGGCUGGGUGUUCUGAGGCAGCAUAGAAACACAGUCCCCGUUGUUAGGAAGGCCAAAGCAAGAAUCCUGCUCCCAUGUCUCCUCAUCUGAACAGAGGAUGGGAACCUGCUGCCUGCCCUGCCCUGGAAUCCUGCAGAGCAUUUGAGCAUCAGGAGCUGGAGUAUUUAGGCCUUGAUUUCCUCCUGCUAUUGUCCCAAAGUCCUCCCAGCCUCUUGAAUCAUGAUUAAACAUUUUGACUUAAAA